AUUUUGUCUAUAUAAAUGUCUCGAAUUUCAACUUGGUUGAUCACCAGUUCAAUUGAGGAACUCAUAACUCCUCAAAAGUCUUCUUCAAUGGCGGCUCGAGUUCUUGUUUUGGCUUCAAUUCUUAUUUUCUCUUGUUUUGCAGAGACAUGCUAUGGGGCGAUCUCAUUCUCAUCCCUUCAAAGAACACUUGUUGUUACUGCUUCUCAUAGACAAGGACUUUUGAAAGCCGGGGAAGACAAGAUCACAGUGAGAUGGGGAUUGAACCAGAGUUUCCCGGCCGGGACCGACUCGUCUUAUAAGACCAUCAAGGUCCAGCUUUGCUAUGCACCCAUCAGCCAAGUCGACCGUGCAUGGCGGAAAACCGAGGACCAUCUUAACAAAGACAAGACAUGCCAGUUCAAGAUAGUCAAGAAACCCUACAUCAACGUCAACGAAACCCUUGAAUGGACCAUCGAAAGAGACGUGCCGACGGCGACGUUCUUUAUCCGAGCCUACGCUUUGGACUCCGACGACCAAGAGGUGGCGUACGGUCAAAACACGGACGCCGAGAAGAAAACCAAUCUGUUUGAAAUCCAAGCCAUCACCGGCCGCCAUGUUUCGCUCGAUAUAGCGUCGGUUUGUUUCAGUGCUUUCUCCGUUGUGUCGUUGAUGGGGUUCUUCUUUAUGGAGAAAAGGAAGGCAAGGAAAUCUCAGCAGUAGUGUGAUAUAUUAUGGUUUUAAGAACCCUAAUUAAACCUUUGAAAGGAUUUUUAUAGUAAUGGGUUUGAUUUGCAAGUCUUAUAUACUUUCUUUGUGUUUUUAAUCCUAGAUGAUGGGAGAUAAAGUGUUAAGUUGAAUGGUUGUGUUUUAGUGGGAAUGGGGUGAAUAAAAGAGUUGGGAUUAUCUAUGAUCAUCUCCUUGUUAUAUAUUAAAGUUGAAAAUUGUCUUUUUGUUA
Molecule: messenger RNA, 934 nt
Organism: Gossypium raimondii (Peruvian cotton)
Lineage: Eukaryota; Viridiplantae; Streptophyta; Magnoliopsida; Malvales; Malvaceae
Product: high-affinity nitrate transporter 3.2
Exons: 2
Coding region: 16-699 (227 amino acids)
Biological process (GO): response to nitrate; nitrate transmembrane transport
Cellular component (GO): plasma membrane
Molecular function (GO): nitrate transmembrane transporter activity
Source: RefSeq, a predicted model, not a curated record